Pocillopora meandrina is the source of this 2159-nucleotide messenger RNA. Lineage: Eukaryota; Metazoa; Cnidaria; Anthozoa; Scleractinia; Pocilloporidae. The record is from the annotation of a GenBank genome assembly.
AUGGCGGGUGUAGAAACUAGCCGUGGUCAGUUAAAAGAUACAAGGAGGGCUUUAUUUCGGACCCCAAAUCAAGAUGACAAUAGUAAGGCACCAGGUGAAGAGAUUUCAUGUUUCCUCUCAGUGCAGGUUUAAAUUCUCCGCAUUUUCUCGUUUCAAAAUUUUUGCCCAACUCUAAUCUCUGAUUAUAAUACUUUGCCACAAUUUACAGAAGCGUUGGAGGCCUUACUAAACAGAAUUCAAGUAGAUAUUGAAGUGGACUCUAACCUUCAAGGUCUUAGAAAAGGUAGUCUGGAAAUCCUCAAUAAUUUCAUCUCUCAGAAUUGUUCAUUAUAGAGCAUGAAUCAAAAUCAGUCAAUCAAUCGACCAGGUAGAGGGAAUUACAUGUUUAACAAGUCAAGAUAUUUCUAAUUAGCUUUAGAUGAGUGAUGCCGAGCUGUUUGUUCAUAACUGUGAUGCAUGUACCUCUCUCACUUUUUGGUGAUGUCGCUAAUUGUGACCUACUCGUUGAGCAUAAUGCACCCCUCCCCACACAACCUCCAACCAUAGCGAACAAUUAGUACACUGUACCUAAUACAGAUUCGACAGGGAUAACGUACAAGUUGCGAUUGGUUACACUUUGUUCUCAGCUUGCUCUGUAAUUGCCAAUCAUGAGCGACUAAUUUUUUCUUGUGAGUGUACUUCAAGAAGGGAUCAGAUCUUGCAUUUUCACCCAACCUUGUACAGAUUUAAGACCCUUUUUUACAAUUUUUUCAUUUCAUUUCAGAGAUCCAUGAACAGACCCUUAGUAAGUUGAGACAGGAACUGACUCAGAUUGGUCAAGAUGAAUGGAUGUACAAACCCAUUGAUCAGAUUAUUGGAUUUUGAGUUGUUGUUUACAUUGCACAAUUAGUUGCAAUAAGGUCUUCAGAAUGAGUCUAAGGCAUUGAUGAUUGAUAGACAUUUCAAGUCAGAGGUAAUUCACAAGACAACGUGGGGCAGGGUAUGGCAAUGUUGGCCAAACAAGAGACAGUCUCCUUUGGGCUGAUAUGAUGAUGCUGUGUUGCUUCAGUUAUUUCCACCAUGACUGUACCUGAGAGAGAAUUUAUAAAUAUAUGUUCAGUGCAAUGAGUUUGAGAUGGGUGAAUGAGUGAGACACUGAACCCUUUAACUCUCAUGAGUGACCAAGGCAGAAAUUCUCCUUACAAUAUCAAUACAAUAUCAAGCAGAGAAGUGACGAGAAUAAAGAAAAAUAUAAAUUAGGGGAUAAGUUGAUCCAAUACCAAAUUCUCCAAACAAACAUCAUGAGAACUGUAUGGCAGACAGUAAGGAGAAAUACUGAUGAGAUCUUGGGAGUGAAAGGGUUAAGGCCCUAAAACCACCAUCCAUAUUCUGUACACUCUCAUUUGUACUAACAAGAAGAAUUUGCUUGACAACCAAAGCUUUUUAAGUUGGUGAUCAUUUCCUUUAUUCUUAUGAUCUUAGCAAAUUAUUCAGCAGUAUUACUCUUAGGAGAAAUAACAUUCUGAUCACUCCCAGGGUCAAAAGGGUUAAAAUCAAGGCUUGCUUUCAUGUUUCAUUUUGAAUUUAUUUAUUGUUACAUUUGUUUCUGUUUUUUGGGCUUUCAAAAAUCAUAAAUAUUUGGAAACUUUUGAAAAUAAUAACUUUUGGUCAGACAAGUCUAUGGUAGCUAGAAAAGGAAACACCAAUUUUUUGAAUCAUUCUUUUAUCAUCAAACAUGUAAAAGGAUAAAAUAAAAAUUAAUAUCUGAGUAGAAGCUUCUUGUUGCAGCUGUAUUAUAUUCUUCCACUUUUCUCAUAGGCUUAUCAUGUUAAGUUAGUUUUGAUCCAAUUUUCAAAAGUCAAAAUGUGCAUAGUUAUUGCUUAUCAGUCUGAUAAAUAAAAAAGAAAGGGAAGGACAAAACCUGAAAAGACAACUGAAAUAUCCUUGAUUUAAUUAACCUUAUUUCAUAAAUUAAUUCGUUGCAAUGAUAAUUGUGAAGAAAGAUGAGGUAACCAGUGAUCAUGACUUGCACUGCAAUGCAUUUAAUGAAGUUUUACUCAUUAAAGUUCAUUAAAUUAAUGCAAUAAAUAAACUGAAGAAUAAUUAAGUUACAACAAACAAAGCUUAUAAAUAUUGAUUCUAUGUUGAUUGUUGUUUUAAUUAGUUCAUUUUUACACAAA